AUCAAGAUCUGGGGAUGAUGAAGAAAUAUCAUAAGAUGUAUUCAGCAUUGGCCACUUAUGGCCUAACUGAGGAGGAAAGCGCGAUGAUGAAGAUGUUGGAAACGGAUCUGUCUUCAGAGUCAUACCUCAUCACUGAGGAUUCUAGCCUCGGCCUAAAGAUCAGUUAUCAGGCAAUGAUGGAGAAUUGUAAGCUGGAAGCCAAUACUGACAACCUGCCUAUUUCCGAUGCUGACCUGGCUUACCUCCGCACCUACCAUAAACAACAUCCGGCUGCUGAGAUAUAUGGAUUCACAUCCGCCGAGAGCAAAUUAUUGGACAAUUUGUCCAAAUACCUACUGGCUCGUACAAUUGAAUGGCAAGCUGAGACAGAAAAGGCAUCCACCAAGCUGACAACUGGGGCCAUUGAAGAAUUAAAGAAAGAGCAAGCUAGUCUCAAUCAGUAUUUGAAGAAUGAGGAAAUGGUAGAAGGUGCUGCCACAAACAAUGGCAGGCAAGACGAUUUUGGAGACGAAUGUGAUGAGGAAGUCGAUUAUGGGGAAGAGGAGGAACAAGGUGACUAUGAUAAUGAAACUGGAAUCGACUACGACAUAGGAGAUGACACAGCUUUUGACAUAGAAAACUUAUCCCCAUUUUACAAGGACGAGGCCUUUGGAAAAGGAGAAGGUAAUACAAUGGACAUCAACAUGGUUUAUGUCCUACCUUCAAAACUCAAAGCUCAACCAGGUCAGUCAAAUGAAUUGAUCGGUGACUUUGUUGCCGAUCAACAACCUCGAUUUGAGAUUGAUGAAGUCGAUGCCCAGUUGAAGGAUGAAGAAGGCCGUGUGGUACUCACAAAACCAACGGCCAAAAUGGCUCAACAUUUGAAUCCGUUAUACAUCACGGCUUACAUAGAGGGAUAUCCAAUAACGAAAGUUUUGGUGGACAAUGGUGCAGCAGUUAAUGUGUUACCUAUAGCCGUCAUGAAGAAAUUACGAAGAACUGAAUCUGAUUUGCUCCCUUCAGACAUUACAGUGAGCAACUUCUCUGGAGGUAAGAGUAGGCCAAGAGGUAUCCUCCCACUUGAUGUCACCGUGAGGGAAAAGACAAACAUGACGGCUUUCUUCGUGGUCGAUUCAUCUGCUCAUUAUAAUGCAUUGCUUGGCUGCGAUUGGAUUCACCAGAACUUAUGUGUACCUUCUUCCCUGCAUCAAGUUUUGAUCUUCUGGCAUGGAGACAAAAUUGAGGUCAUUCCAGCAGACAAUAACCCAUUUCAGGCCUCCACCAAUGUACUAGAAGCAAGGUUUUACGAGGAUGAUAUUGGUUACUUCACUUUCAGUGGACGAGAUAGCAAGGGCCGACCUACUCAAGUUACGACCCAGAAAAUUGUCAACCUAGGGACUGAGGAUGUUUUGUAAGAUGCAGAGCGUCCAAUCCUGGUUGACUUAUUCAAGGACAAUAUCAAUGUCUAGAGACCCAAGUUCUCUAGAAAGAAAGGCCGCAGUCCGAUUUAUUUUAGGACGUUUGCUGGCCUAUUGGGCCGACAGGACUACCAAGUCUAACUCGGCCAUCAACUUGAUGGAAUAUAUUACAGAACAACAGGAAGAAGAACUACAGUUGGAAGAUAUCGGCCCAGCCCCAGCAGAAUUAGAAGAUACUGAAGCCAAAACUCAAGAAAUAUUAUCCCACAAUGCGGAAAGCGCGAGCUACUGAGUUAUGGUGUGACCAAGUCGGCCACUAGCUUAUAAUGUGUAUAUGUUUAGGCCGCCUUGAUUUUGGCCGAUGCAGUUAAGCCAACAAGAUUAUUACUUUUAUCAGUUUGUUUGCUUGACCAUUGUGCUUCGUUUGUACUUCCUACUACAAGAUAUAAUCUAUACAUGACACAACAAUGUUUAUGAUAAGUUACCGGCAAGCAAAUAAUUAGUUUUUCAUCGGCCCAUAAAAUUCAAAUGUUUACAAAAACAAGCCAACGGCCGACAAUAGAGCCACAUACAUCAAUCAUCAUUACUCGACUAAUAAAGCUUUCAGAGCUCCCAAGGUUCAACCAGUUUCCUGAGGGUCAUUCUCAAGUUGCAAAUGCGCGUCUGGUAAUACUUUUUUGUUUGCCUUCAUAAUUGUCUUCUCUAGGCCUUUUCGCAGCCAUCGCUUGGCCGACCCAAUCCUACAAGUUAUAUAGCAUCAUUGGUUAGCACAUCAUGUUUCUCAGUGUACAUCAAGUUUCUCGUUAUUCGGUGCUAUGUGCUAUUCGCCGAAAACCAAGAAACUCUGGGGGGGGGGGCAAAGGCAUAUUACAUGCAUAUGAGCCAACAUAUUGUCGUUUAAAAAAAAUGAUCAAAGAGGGAAACGGGUAGUUGGCUACCAACUUUUCAUUUUGAGUUUGCUGCCAACUUUCUUUUUGUGUUGGCUACCAACUUUUCAUUUUGAGUUUGCUGCCAACUUUCUUUUUGUGUUGGCUGCCAACUUUUCAUUUUUGAGUUGGCUGCCACUUUCUUUUUGUGUUGGCUGCCAACUGCUUUCAUUUUGAGUUGGCUGCCAACUUUCAUUUUGUGUUGGCUGCCAACUUUUCAUUUUUGUGUUGGCUGCCAACUUUUCAUUUUUGAGUUGGGUGCCACUUUCUUUUUGGGUUGGCUGCCAACUUUCAUUUUGGGUUGGCUGCCAACUUUCAUUUAAGUUGGCUGACUUGAAUUUCCUCAUGCAUUUGGCCAACUUAAAAAUGUGAACUCCCUUGUUGGCUUACUCUACCUCACUUGGGAUCAUUGGCCAACCUAAGGUUUUUCAUGUGUUGGCUUACUCCUCCUUACUUUGGCCAACUUGAAAAUUGUUGGCCAAGUUGAUUUUUUUUUUUUAUGUGUUGGCUUACCUAAAAUAGCUUUGUUGGCUUCCUUGAAAUUUUUCAUGUGUUGGCUCCUACUAGCCACUCAUUUAAUGGCCAACUUAAGGUUUUUCAUGUGUUGGCCAACAUGAGCUACAAAUUGGCUUUCCAGUGAUAUGUUUUGUUUGUUGGCUGAUAUUUAGCAUUUUUCACUUGUUGGCUUCCAUGAGCCACUCUCACUUGUUGGCCAACUCCAGUUGUAUCAAUCGGCUAAACUCGAGUACGUUAUUUGUUGGCCUUCAUUAGCCGAUUUGCCUCUUCAUUCUUCUGUUGGCCGAUUUGAUUAAUGCUUAUUGGCUUACAUGCAUCCAUUGAGUUGUUGGCCACCAUGAGGCAUAUUCACUUGUUGUCCUACUCAAACUUGUUUAUUGGCUUACUCACAAACCGCUCACUUUGAAUAUCAUUUUGUUCAGUUACAUGCUUAGGCCAAUUUAGUCGAUUUUCCGAAAUAUCAUUCGAACAAGAAAAUACAUUCUAGCCAUCAGGGAGGUCAUGUGGGACAUAAUUACAUGAGUUUUCAGAAGUCGAUUAGGGGGCCGAGUUGACUCAAAUUUCUCAACCACUCGGAGAUAUUCGCCGAUGCUUAAGAAACUUGGGGGGGCAAUGUUUGUACCCACAUCUGCAUGUCCACUCAGACAUAGCUAAUGUGCAUAGUUAGAUUGAUUUCUAAUUACAAUGAGCCGCUCAAAAGGUAAUUGGGGGCCGAUAGAUAGAAAUAUUGACCAAUGAAUAAUUGGACGAUUCAUUUUGGUCCAAGACAAGUCACAUAAAAACUAAGGCCAAUGGGAAGUUUCGAAAGUUAGGCCAUUGGUUAUCGGCCGGCCCGUAGUCGUUAAUUUAAAAAGAAACUUAUUGUCUAAAAGCCCAUCGGCCGAUUGUUCAAGUCCCUCUAGUCAGUUUCCAACUCGAACUCAACUUAGAAAGAUAAUAGCCGAUGUAGUUAGUAGUCCAACCAAAUUGAAGUUCGUUGCCGAUGAAGAGAGUUCAAUCCAAGAUAGUCUUCUUCAAGAUUAAUUGUAGCCGUUGAUGAUGACCAUCAGAGCCGAUCCAGAUAGAGUCCAGCGUCAAGUCAGCAGACGAUAAGUAUUGAAGCCAAAGCAAGAUAGAGUCACUGAGCCAGAAGGAGGCCGGAUUCCACUCAACUUCAAAGAGCCAAGAGAUCAGCUCAAGUCACAGAGCAGCCAAUAUAAAUAGAAGCAUCGACAGAAGACAUAACACACACAACUCCAGAAACUCAAGCCAUCAAGCUUUUCUUGUUUUCGUCUUACCUUUUGCUUAGACAAUUCAUAUUCACUCAUACUCUCACAACCACACCCAAUUCACCCGACCUUCAGCCAUCAAGUCCUUGAUCCAAAGGCAGCGAACUAUCGGCCGAGAAUCAGUUCCUUCCUCGGCCAACAAUUGCUUGAUAAGUCAGAACUACAUCUACUACAACUACAAUUGCACACUUGGCCUUUUGGCCAUGUGCUGGCACGCCCCGCAAUCUACUCACCAAGAAGGACAUUUGUUCCUUGAUCUCUCGGCUUUCUGGCCGAGGUGAUUUUCAGAGGCAACAGAAACUGACCAGUAGCUCAGACAGACUUUUGUUGUAAAUUGUUUCUGUCGGUAUCGGGAGCCUCUGUAAGGCCUCUACCUAGAGAAUCACGGGUUGAGCACCUUCCGUUCCUGGAUAAAGAAAUAUGUCAGAGGAUAGACCGGGGUUGUCGAACGAUGACCCUACCAUGCCUAUAUCGAUAAGGACGCCACGCCCAGUCCAACUCCCUCACUCUUCUCGUCUCCGACUACGUCCGCCACAGCGAGGACGCCACCCAUCUCUGUCUGUUCCUCCACCGCAACGUCUAUCAAGCACCUCACCUUUACGCCCCUCUCCAUCAACUGCUCGAUGUUUUCGAACAAGACUCCAGCCUCAACCAAUCCCAGUGCAGUCACGCCUGGGACAUGUUCCUCCAAUUCGACCACCACGACAACCUUUCCCUUCCCCCAACUCCCACAAGUUCGACGAUAGGCGCGGCCUCUUCAACGACCUCAAGCAGCAGCUCGAUCGCUGCCUUCGGCGCCUCCCGCUCCAAAAUUCACGACAUGUUCCUCCAAUUUGGUUGGGUUGUUCUCUGUUUUCUGAAUUGGGUUUUGGGUGUCUUCUGUUUUGGGGUUUAGAGCUACGGGGAAGAAAGUCAGAUUUGUAGUUUGGUGGUUUGUUGCUGGUUUUGAAGGUUAAUUGUAACUGGAAUUUAUGUGUUGCUGUGAGCUAAGAAAAGGGAAGCUCUUCUACUUUAUUUGUUUCAAUUUGCUUCCUUCAAUAUUUUGGAGCUUCCUCCUCCUCCACAUCCUCCUGCUUUGGAGGACGACUCUAAAGCUGAAGAAACACCAGUGUCUUCUUUGGAGCUUCCCUGCCCCAUUUUGCUUUUGACUUGCGUUGUGCGCAGAAAGAAGAGAAGAGAGAGAGAGAGAAGUAGAAAAAAAUAAUAAUAAAUAAAUAAAAGAGAGAGAAAUUAGAAAAAAAGAGAAAGAAAGAAAAAAAAAAGUGAAAGUGAGGGGUAUAAUAGGCAUUUUGGACCUGUUGUGUGAGAAUUAGAGAGAAUAAGGACUAUCUAGUUUAAUUUAAAAGGCGAGGGACUAAACUGUUUUUAAGGGAAAAGUUUGAGGAGUAACAAGUAUUUAAUCCUUUUAUUUUCUUUAACCCCACCCCUAGAAUUUUAGAAUUUUUACUUGCCCUAGAUGAUUUGUUACUUCUGGAUACUUGGACAAUUUUGUUUUCCUUUUUUCUAACCCCACCCCUCCCUGCCCUUAAUAGGGCUUGAACACAUGACCUCCCUAAACCCUCCCAAAUAGGAAUUCAUUAUCUUAGUACCCCACCAAACAUACGCACCCGGAUACUUAUAAAAUUGAAUUUUUUAUAUAGAAUUUUCUAAUGUUUCAAGAACAGACAUUAAACAUAUUACUCAAGUGACCCCGCAAAAAACUACUUGGUCUCAAAAUAAAAAACAAAUUCAUGAAAUUCUCAAGCCACAAAGAGGCAUUAUUAUGACAUAACUCAUAGAAUCUAGGCACAUACAUAUGUGGCUUUCCAUGAAGACAGUGGUGGAGUUUCAGAGUGUUAGGAAAUUAAUCUUGAAUAUCUUCCGUAUUAGGAAUGUACAAUCUGUAGAUAUCCAUUCCUUUUGUGCUCAUUGAUUGUAGCUUGAUUAUAGGGAUUAGUUACCUUGUGAAUAGGGUCUGUAUCUUGUAAAUAUAUGUAUCCGUCAGUGUAUCAAUGAAAUUCUAUUCCAACCAAAUCUUCUUUCUUUCAUGGUAUCAGAGCAGUACUAAAAUCCUGUGUCUCUCUUGCCGUUGUGCUCUAUCUUCUCGUGCAGUAGCGUCAUUCUCCAAUCUAUAAAAGCCAAUCCCUCACCAUGGGAGAUGAACAAAAACUCAUUCAAUCAGAUGCCCCAAAAGCCGAUCUCUCUAAUCCUUACUUCAUCCAGGUUUGGUUUGGAUUUCAAAACCACUGAAUGGAGAUAAUUACUCAACUUGGCUCCAAGCAAUGACUAUCGCUCUAAAUGCCAAGAAUAAGUUAGGCUUUGUCACUGGCACUAUCAAGCCUCCUUCGGCAGAAACUCAUUCGGAUGAUUAUGCUACAUGGUCUCGGUGCAAGACAUGGUUCAUUCAUGGAUUAUCAACUCCAUUGCUUCGGAAAUCUCAGUCCGCGUGAUCUACUACACCACUGCUCGUGAAGUUUGGGAAGAUCUUCAUGAGUGUUUCUCUCAAAGUAAUGCACCUCACAUCUUUGAAAUUCAGCUUGAGAUUGCUUAUUAUCGACAAGAACAACUUUCAGUUUCUACCUACUACACCAAGUUGAAGAGUUUAUGGGAUGAAUUAUCCUCCUACACAGAUGCGUCUUCUUGCACUUGUGGAGCACAACAUGACCGAAAAAGCUGAUGCAAUUUCUAAUGGGUUUGAAUGAGUCCUACAGUGCUGUGCAAGGAUAGAUCAUUUUCAUGAACCCUCUUCCUUCAGUCAGACAAGCUUAUGGAGCUAUUUGCCAAGAAGAAAAACAAAGACAUCUCAAUACGGCACAUGCCACAGACUCCAGUACAAGCGCGGCUAUGGCGGUCAGAAACAAUCGAUUCAGUCAAUCUGCUCGAUCAACCAAAACUGAGCGUUCAUACCGAUUUACUAGUUCACAAGAUGGGCGACGCACCGAUCAAGAUAAGCAUCGUUUGGGCUCCUAUAAAGGGCGUCCAAGUUGUUCUUACUGGUGGAGACAUGGGGUAUUUUGUUAAAACCUGCUAAAGCUAAUUGAAUAUCCACCUGGUCACCCAAACGAGAGAUCAAACAUGUUUAAAAAUGAUGGGAGCCAUAAUCGUAAUUCUGCAGCUAAUCAAGUUUCUGAGGACUUGACUAAAGCCGACAUAAAAUCUGUGGUGUCUGGAAUUUCGAAGGCACAGCUACAAUAGCUUAUAUCUAUUCUAAGUGUCAAAGAUGGAGGUGCUAAUACUCAAGCUAAUGCAGCAGUAACUAAACCAAAAACUCCAUUAGGAUCUUGUUACAAGGAGGAUGAUUGGUUUAGGUAAGCAGCGUAAUGGCCUAUACUACUUGGUGGCUUUAGCAAUGAAGAAAACAUUGACCAACCCUCCUUCAAUCACAACCAACCAACCAGCCUGCAACCUCGCCACCUCAUCUACCGAUCUCUAGCAUAACCGUUUAGGACAUGUUUCCCUUUCUCAUUUAAAUUUCAUUGCCAAGAAUUUUUUGAAUAUUUCUGUUAAUCCUAAUAAUGCUUGCCCUAUAUGUCCUUUGGCUAAGCAAAGUUGUUUACCUUUUGGUGUUAGUUCAACUUCAUGCUCAACUCCCCUACUAAUUUUGGGGAGAGCGCGUUCUCUCUGCAAUCGAUAUCAUCAAUUUCAUGCUCAA
Messenger RNA from Rosa rugosa (rugosa rose), 7738 nucleotides. RefSeq lists its product as uncharacterized. Lineage: Eukaryota; Viridiplantae; Streptophyta; Magnoliopsida; Rosales; Rosaceae. The coding region runs from base 15 to 1394 and encodes 459 amino acids. The record is from RefSeq and is a predicted model, not a curated record. The transcript has 5 exons.